Coniosporium apollinis CBS 100218 is the source of this 1659-nucleotide messenger RNA. Its product is annotated as glucose-6-phosphate isomerase. Gene Ontology annotation, cellular component: cytosol. The transcript has 4 exons. Gene Ontology annotation, biological process: gluconeogenesis; glycolytic process; glucose 6-phosphate metabolic process. Gene Ontology annotation, molecular function: glucose-6-phosphate isomerase activity; monosaccharide binding; carbohydrate derivative binding. The coding region runs from base 1 to 1659 and encodes 552 amino acids. NCBI's taxonomy places the organism in Eukaryota, Fungi, Ascomycota, Dothideomycetes. The record is from RefSeq and is a predicted model, not a curated record.
AUGCCAGGCUUCGCCCAAGCCAACGACUUGGAGGCGUGGCAGAAGCUCGCCCAGCACCACCAGAAGCUUGGCAAGGACAUUGUCCUGAAGGAGUACUUCCAGAAAGAUCCCCAGCGCUUCGAGAAGUUCAGCUACACAUUCAACAAUGAGGCGGACAACUCGGAAACUCUGUUCGACUUCUCCAAGAACUUCAUAACCGAGGAGACCGUGGACCUGCUCGUGCAGCUGGCCAAAGAGGCCAAGCUGGAGCAGUUGCGCGAUGACAUGUUCGCGGGCGAGAAGAUCAACUUCACCGAGAAGAGGGCUGUGUACCACGUCGCGCUGCGCAACGUGUCGAACCAGCCUAUGCAGGUUGACGGCAAGAGCGUGGUUGAGGAGGUCAACAGCGUGCUUGACCACAUGAAGGAGUUCUCCGAGCAGGUCAGGAGCGGCGAAUGGAAGGGCUACACCGGGAAGCAGAUCAAGACCAUCAUCAAUAUUGGCAUCGGUGGCUCGGAUCUUGGCCCGGUGAUGGUCUGCGAGGCGCUCAAGGCCUACGGCAAGCGGGACCUGACAAUGCAUUUCGUGUCGAACAUUGACGGUACCCACAUUGCAGAGGCCCUCAAGGAGUCGGAUCCAGAGACCACGCUCUUCCUCGUGGCCUCCAAGACCUUCACUACCGCAGAGACGACAACUAAUGCCAACACUGCCAAGCACUGGUUCCAGGAGCACGUCAAGGACGAUUCUGCCAUCGCCAAGCACUUUGUUGCGCUGUCCACGAACGAGGCGGAGGUGACCAAGUUCGGCAUCGACAAGAAGAACAUGUUCGGCUUCUCGGACUGGGUCGGCGGCCGCUAUAGCGUCUGGAGCGCUAUCGGCCUGAGCGUAGCUCUAUACAUUGGCUUUGACAACUUCCAUGAGUUCCUCGCGGGCGCACACGCGAUGGACAAACACUUCAAGGAGACGCCGCUGGAGAAGAACAUCCCAGUACUGGCGGGUCUUCUAAGCGUCUGGUACUCCGACUUCUUCGGAGCUCAGACCCACCUUGUCUCGCCAUUUGACCAGUAUAUGCACCGCUUCCCUGCUUACCUGCAACAACUCACCAUGGAGUCGAACGGCAAGGCCAUCACCCGAAGUGGCGACUACGUCAAGUAUACCACGGGCGCCGUCUUCUUCGGCGAGCCAGCAACGAACGCUCAGCACUCGUUCUUCCAGCUCCUUCACCAGGGUACGAAGCUCAUCCCUACUGACUUCAUCCUUGCGGCCAAGAGCCACAACCCGAUUGAGAACAACAAGCACCAGAAUAUGCUUGCCUCCAACUUCUUCGCUCAAGCCGAAGCUCUCAUGGUGGGCAAGACACCCGACGAGGUGAAGGCAGAGGGCGCGCCCGAUGAGCUGGUCCCGCACAAGACCUUCCUGGGCAACCGGCCCACGACCUCGAUCCUCGCAGAUAAGAUUACGCCGGGCACGCUAGGCGCGCUGAUUGCGUACUACGAGCACCUGGUCUUCACGGAGGGUGCCGUCUGGAACAUCAACAGCUUCGACCAGUGGGGCGUCGAGCUCGGUAAGAGCCUGGCGAAGAAAAUCCUUGCGGAGCUGGACGAGGGUGGCGAGGCGGGGAAGCAUGACGCCAGCACGAGCGGGCUCAUCAGUGCGUUCAAGAAGAAGGCUGAUAUCUGA